Klebsormidium nitens is the source of this 1518-nucleotide messenger RNA. NCBI's taxonomy places the organism in Eukaryota, Viridiplantae, Streptophyta, Klebsormidiophyceae, Klebsormidiales, Klebsormidiaceae. The record is from the annotation of a GenBank genome assembly.
AUGUUUGACAUUAGAUACUUGCAAUGCUUCGCGACGUUACGUGACUUUCCGCGACUUUCUGCGACUUUCGUCCGCGUCUUUCACCACAACUCCGCGACCUCCGGAUCCAGGAGAGGCCUCCGACGCACUCCCUCUCGGCUACGCUCACGGAUCACGUCCGUCCGUCCGGAAGUGAUUCAACGAUCCGCCCCCGAAGCGGCGUGGGGCUUUGAAGACGGAAGGGACUCGUUUCCCAUCUUCAAAACAAGUUCUUGGCUGGCUGAUCUGGAGCCGCACGCGGGGACCUGUGGGCUGGUGCCACGUGGCAGCACCUGCAAGACCGAUGAGCCGAGCAGCAACAAAUUGAACGGCAUGCACCUAAAGCUAAACGCCACUGAAGGCAGCAGCAUGGUGCCAAGGAAGAAGAAGAACCAGUCGACAACUCGCACUUCGUUGCUAGUCCGUCUGUCGCCCCCCGCCCUCGCCCGGUCCAGGCCAGCCCCCUGGGACGCUGCACAACCGCCUCCGAUGCCCGGUUUGUUCUCUGGAGUUUUCUUCCAGGGCGGAAGAGGAUAUCGCCACUUGCGUGACACGUGUCUGGACCGCUCCACCCCUUCGAACAAUCCCUGGGCGCGCCUGGCGGCACGCCGCCUGAUCUUGCAUUGCCCCAACUAUGACCUCGACCUGUGCGCGAUCACGCCGCUGCUCGCGUACCUGCGCGCGUGCGACCUGGCGUUCGUUUGCUUGAAGUGCGCCGCGCGCUUCACCGCGGCCGCGGCGCGCGACGCGCAUCAAACCGCCACGGACCGCAGCCUGGACCGGGACCGCAGCCCGGUAGGAAGUCAGAAAACCGGGUCCGCAGCCCGUGAUGGAGCGUGUCCGGCGUUCUGUCAAGAAGUGACUUCUAGUUCCGGCCGCCGAAGCCGCGUGGGGCCUCGAGGACGGAAGGAAGUGUCCCAAAUCUGCGAGGAGAAGUUCCCGCUUGGCUACCUGCAGACCUCCUGUGGGCUGCCGCCAUGUGGCAGCACCUGUGGGGCCGUUGGGCCGGCCGAGCAGCAGCAAAGUGCACGGCAAAGCAAUGGAAACGGAAGAACCAAGCGCCUCGCGCCACUUCGUUCUUGGUCCGUCUGUCGCGCCCCACCCUUGCACGGUCUCCAGGCCAACCCCCUGCUGGGAGGCUGCACAACCGUCUACCAGUGCGCGGUUUGCUUUCUGGACUUCUCUGCCGGGGCGAAAUUGAUUGCCCACUUGCGAGACACGUCUCUCGAAAGCUCGGACCCCCGGUAUUAUUCCCUGGGCGCGCUCGCGCGCCGCCUCACCCGCGACCUCGACCUGUGCUCGCUGAAGCCGCUGCUCGCGCACGUGCGCGCGUGCGACGUGGCGUUCGUUUGCAGGAAGUGCGGUGAGCGCUUCGCCGCGGCCGCGGCGCGCGACUCUCAGCAGGCCGCCGUGGUGCGGUGCGCGGUCCUGAACGGUAGUCGGGCGCGUGCGGGCCGCCUCGGGGGCUCUACUGGUGUGACCCGAGGCGCGCUCUCCUAA